CUUGCGAUUCACACAGCUGUGAGAAGAACACGCAGUGGUUCAGCAGCACAGUGUGUGCUUUCUGGGAAACAUGUCCCGCAAACUGGAGCCGUCCACCUACCUUUUCGACGUGCCACCUCUGUUAAUGGAGACGUUUUGUAAAGUGAUGGACAGCGGCUUGGACAGCCUCGGAUGGAGAGGUUUGGCGGCUCGCAUCCUGCCCAGCUGGCUGGAGCUCAGGUGCUCGGAGCUGCACGCAGCCGCUGGGAAGAGCCCCACCCACGAGCUGCUCUGGUCCUGGGCUCAGCAGAACAAAACUGUAGCGGAUCUCAUGAGGGUUCUGGAAGAUAUGGGACACUAUCGAGCACUCGAUCUCUUCCGUUCUCACGACUCAUACAAAGACACACCACAUCCCUCUUCUGCCCAGAACAUUUCUAAGCCUCGACCUCUCAGUGAAGAACCGAGAACCACACAUGGGUGUGUGUUUGGUGAAGGCAGACGAAAGAAAGCUUUGAUCACUUACUCAGAGGUCAAAGUGGGAACUAGGAACUUCCACCAGGAUUUGAAAAUCGGAGAAAGCACGUUUGCAGAGGUUUACCAGGGAAGACGAGGAAAUGAAAGCUUUGCUGUGAAGGUUUUCAAGCAGGGGAAGAAGAAGUCUUGGAAGGAUUUGUGGGAAAUGUUCAAAACAGAAAUCGAAGUUCUACAGUUCUAUGAUCAUCCCAACAUCUUGGAGCUUUGGGGUAGUUUUUCAGAGGAUGAGCACUACUGUUUGGUCUAUCCCUUCAUGUCUAAUGGAUCUCUGUUUCAUAAACUGCAUAAUGAGGAAAACGAGAGGCCUCUGACGUGGCAGGAGAGACUCAACAUUAUCAAAGGCACAGCAAAGGCUGUACAUCAUCUGCACACUGCCCAGCCUUGCAAAGUUAUCUGUGGAAGCAUCACAAGUUCAAACAUUCUGCUGGAUGAACGUUUGCAGCCCAAGCUGUCCGAUUUUGGAAUGGCUCGUCUCAGACCCCACACCGUUAACCAGAGCUGGACCAUCACCAUGGACACGGGCCCCCGCAGCAACCUGGCCUACUUACCAGAGGAGUAUAUACGUGAUGGCAAGCUGUCCGUCAAUUUAGACAUUUACAGCCUUGGUAUGGUCAUUCUGGAGACAUGCACAGGCAAGAAAGUGAUGCAAGAGACACCAAAGCAAACAUUAUUGAGGGAUGUGCUGAGUUUAGAGGCAGAAGAGAAGGGCUGUGUGGAUGCCUGCCUGUGCUUUCUGGACUCCAGAGCGGGAGAGUGGUCCACUGCAGCUGCCCUCUGCCUGCUCCGCCUGGGCCUGGAGUGUACAAGCAGUCGAGCCCGAGCCAGGCCAAGCAUGGACAGUGUGUUAGAGAAGCUUAGUGAGCUUCUCCCUUUGCCUUUUCCCGUGGAUGAGCAGCCACGGACCCUGGAUGACAUGAUGCCAUCUUCCAUACCACUCGCUGAUCAUAGGUUGAGAUCCAGCCUGCCUGAAGAGGAUGAUGAAAUGAUAAAGCCUAAGCUCCAUGAACAGUCAGAACCUCGAGAGUGCAGCCAGUCAGAGGUCACUUUUGUGGGCAAGAAGGAACGUGGCAUGUGCCUGAACAGCAGCUCUGUCAUGAACGGAAGGAGAGAAGAUGCAGCUGUUCAGUGCCUUCAGACGGAGUGUGCCCCUGCACUGGAUCUAUACAGCAGCUGGCCUGUUGAGUGCAGCUGUGCAGCCGGAGCAGAAAUGGGUUGUGAGGACUGCUGUGCCAAUGGCUUUAGCCACAAUCCAUCAUUCAUCCCUCAAGAUGACAGACGACAGUCUUCUGAAAGUACAGUCGAAAAUCCUGCUAAAAUGAGGCUCCGGUAUAAAAUCCAGUUGUACAACCAAGGCUUACUCAAUACAGAGGAACUUCUUUCAAUGACAUCAGACUGAUUCUGUCACUUUGUAUUGGCCAUAUCUGGGGUUGUACAUAUUUCAGCAAUACCUCAACACCUCAAUUGCCAAAGGAAUUUUUUUUUUUUUUACAUAGACCACAAACUCAACUAUUUAAGUCAAUUUUUUUAAAGGCAAAGUUUCCAAACACUGUACAUCAUGAUUUAUUAGAAAUAUUGUAGUCUAAGGUUAUGUAAAUUUUUUUAAAAGUCCCAUAUAUUAUUUGCAGGGACUUUUGUAUUUGUCUAUAAAACAAUUUUAAUAAACUUUUGUAACUUUAUCUUCUGUCUCUCCAAUGCACAGACAGUUUUCACUAACCCUAGCCCCUACUACUAACUAAUAUUCAUAAAGUAGAUCCUAAUGUUCAUUAAUAUUCAUUAGCUUGUUCACAGCCUUCUUCACAAAGUGAGAAAUAUUUUGCAUGUCAAUACAAGCAGAAAUGUUUUUUGUUUGUUUGUUUUUUUUCAAAAAUCAGUCUUUUGUAACUUGUUUUAUGUCAAACCUAAGCAGGGAAAUGCUGAUUCAUUUCAGAAUGUCAUGAAACCACAAGCUAAAUCAUUUGUGUGCACUGAUAGCACUGUGGUAUUGACCUGUGUUUUCUCAGUGCUCUCCGGGGAAAAAUCGGUUCUGUGCCGAGAGUUGUGUGAGCAGGUUUGGUGUGUGGUGAACAAAUGAAGGGAUUAAUUUGCCUUUGCAGCAAUUUAUUUGCUUUGGCUCAUUUCUCCAGGCUUGGUUCACUGGUCAUUUUGAGUGUGUGUCAGCUAAUGCUAACUAGAGAACGUGUGUAUUUUGUCCAAAAUCACAUACUAGUGUACUGUAUUAAUGUGUGAAAAUAUUACAGCACACACUGUUACUUUGUAUAAUGUAGUAGCCUUCAGCGGCUGGUGAAAUUGACUUUUUGUCACCACUAAAUCAGUUUAAACGUUCAAAAACAUUAAAGAAUUUGCAAUUCAA
Pangasianodon hypophthalmus (striped catfish) is the source of this 2863-nucleotide messenger RNA. RefSeq names its product interleukin-1 receptor-associated kinase 3 (gene irak3). The transcript is spliced from 13 exons. NCBI's taxonomy places the organism in Eukaryota, Metazoa, Chordata, Actinopteri, Siluriformes, Pangasiidae. Gene Ontology annotation, molecular function: protein kinase activity; ATP binding; protein binding. The record is from RefSeq and is a predicted model, not a curated record. The coding region runs from base 71 to 1909 and encodes 612 amino acids. Gene Ontology annotation, biological process: signal transduction; protein phosphorylation.